Messenger RNA from Chara braunii, 1224 nucleotides. The record is from the annotation of a GenBank genome assembly. NCBI's taxonomy places the organism in Eukaryota, Viridiplantae, Streptophyta, Charophyceae, Charales, Characeae.
CGGGUGCGACCAGCACUACGUCUGUGCUUGGAAAGCAUGAAUGUGGCCCACAGUAGCAGCCAGGUUAGUGUGGCCUGACGCUUAGGCACGUUGGCUAGACUUACCAUGGAGUAAACACAUGCCAUGGGUACGGCAGUACGCAUGGGUACAUUAUGUAAGCCGUGCCGCACCAAGGCUACAGGUCGGUGCUAUGGAUCUUGCAGAAAGGGCGACAAGGCGAAGGAAAAGCAGAAGCGGAAGCGGAAGCGGAAGCGGAAGCGGAAGCGGAAGCGGAAGCAGAAGCAGAAGCAGAAGCAGAAGCGGAAGCGGAAGCGGAAGCAGAAGAAGCAGCAGUGGAAGACGAAGACGACAACGAGGACGAGGAAGAAGAGGAAGAAGAGGAAGAGGAAGGAGGAGCACGAGGAGCAGGAGGAGCAGGAGGAGCAGAAGGAGCAGGAGGAGCAGGAGGAGCAGGAGGAGCAGGAGGAGGAGGAGGAGGAGGAGGAGGAGGAGAGACGGGCCGAAGACAACGACGACGACGAGGACGAGGAAGAAGAGGAAGAGGAAGAGGAAGAAGAGGAAGAGGAAAAGGAAGAAGAGGAAGAGGAAGAGGAAGAAGAGGAAGAGGAAGGAGGAGCAGUAGGAGCAGGAGCAGAAGGGGCAGGAGCAGAAGGGGCAGGAGCAGAAGGGGCAGAAGCACGAGGAGCAGGAGGAGGAGGAGGAGGAGGAGGAGAAGGAGCAGGAGGAGCAGAAGCAGCAGGAGGAGCAGGAGCAGCAGGAGCAGCAGGAGCAGGAGCAGGAGCGGCAGGAGGAGCAGGAGCAGCAGGAGCAGGAGCAGGAGGAGGAGGAGGAGAAGAGACGGGCCGAAGACGACGACGACGACGACGAGGACAAGGAAGAAGAGGAACAGGAAGAGGAGGAAGAAGAGGAAGAGGAAGAAGAGGAAGAGGAGGAAGAGGAGGAAGCGGGGGAAGAGGAGGAAGAGGAAGAAGAGGAAGAGGAAGAGGAAGAAGAGGAAGAAGAGGAAGAGGAAGGAGGAGCAGAGCAGAAGGAGCAGGCGGAGAAGAGGAAGAGGAAGAAGAGGAAGAGGAAGGAGGAGCAGGAGGAGGAGGAGGAGGAGGAGGAGAAGGAGAAGGAGAAGGAGAAGGAGGAAGAAGGAAGAAGAAGAAGAAGAAGAAGAAGAAGAAUGGGAAUGUAUAUUGGGUUCAGUAGGAGGUACGUAUAUAGUAAACUAAGUGGAGGGUA